AACUGGAACAAAAUAAAAGAAAAACCAAAAACCAAAAACCAAAAAAAAAACAAAAAGGAAAGUAAAGAAAGUAAGAACGGAAAUCGGUUUGCGUAAACCACUACCACCGAUUCUUUCAUUCAUUCAUUCAUUCUUUGAUUCAUUCAUUUCAUCCAUUCUCUCUCUCUUUCUUUAUUUCUCUAACACACUCCUCCUACUCUCACCGCACCAUUCUUUCAUCAACUCCAACCAUUACUUACUCUCUCUCUCUCUCUCUCUCUCUCUGUCAGUUACUAUACACCUCUGUGACCCAUCUGGCUCUCUAAGUUCUUUCUUGCAUUUUCACAGAUCGUUUUGAUGGAACAUCAUUUUUGAUCGUUCCCUCUUACCCUCCUUACCAAAAAGCUUGCAUUUUUAAGGUAGGAUUUCCACUGGUUAUUUUACUCUAGUUCUUCAGGAGCAAGUAAAAAGAGGAAUUUAUUUUUCUUUGAGGAAAAUGUUGGGAGGCAACAAUGGCAAUCCUGUGCAUCCUGCUUUCCUUGAUGAGAAUCGUUUCCAGUUUCAGACUGAUGCAUCAAAUAAGCUGCAGUUAUUUGGCAGUCUGCCAGCUGGAUGUAGUGUUGAUCCGGUAAAUUAUUUUGGAAAUGAGCAUAUUACUCCUAUGCUUCGGCCAAAUAAACGAGGCAGGGAAAUGGAAGAUAUCUCAAGGCAGCAAAAACUUCAGAUAUCCUUAAAUUACAAUGCCUGUCAAGAUGAAGUUGAUCGCUCAGCAAGCAUUCCAAACCCGAAUGCUGUAUCAACAGGGUUACGAUUAUCAUAUGAUGAUGAUGAACGGAAUUCGUCUGUAACUUCUGCAAGUGGAAGUAUGACGGCUGCACCAUCAAUCAUCUUGUCCCUUGGUGACAAUAUUAGGACUGAGCUUGAUCGGCAGAAAGAAGAGUUUGACCAGUAUAUCAAAAUUCAGGAGGAACACUUGGCAAAAGGGGUAAGGGACUUGAAGCAGAGACACAUGGCUUCUUUCCUUGCCACUAUAGAGAAAGGCGUAAGUAAAAAGUUACGCGAGAAAGAAAUAGAAAUAGAUAACAUGAACCGUAAGAACAAGGAACUGGUAGAGAAAAUAAAGCAGGUAGCCAUUGAAGCCCAGAAUUGGCACUAUAGAGCAAAGUACAAUGAGUCGAUUGUCAAUGUCCUGAAGAGCAAUCUCCAGCAGGCGAUAUCACAGGGCGCGGAACAAGGGAAGGAAGGAUUCGGAGACAGUGAAGUUGAUGAUACUGCCUCAUAUAUUGACCCAAACAACUACCUCAGCAUUCCAGGUGGGCCUUCAAAAUCAAUUUCCAGGAAUUACCAAGGCUUGAAGGAGCACAUGAUUUGCAGGGCAUGCAAGGCAAGGGAGGUGUCUAUGUUAUUGAUGCCUUGUAGGCACUUGUGUUUAUGCAAGGACUGUGAUGGGUUAAUUAGUGCCUGUCCUGUAUGCCAGUUGAUGAAAACUGGUAGUUUCCAAGUGUACCUGGCCUAAAUUAUACCAUGAAAAUGAAAAAUCAAUUACUCUACAUCCCUGAAAUUGUGAAUCAUAUGUGGGGAACCAAUUAUGUUCAUAAAUAGAGCACGUGUGAUUUUUCUGUAGAUA
Molecule: messenger RNA, 1606 nt
Organism: Quercus lobata
Lineage: Eukaryota; Viridiplantae; Streptophyta; Magnoliopsida; Fagales; Fagaceae
Product: E3 ubiquitin-protein ligase BOI-like
Exons: 4
Coding region: 476-1495 (339 amino acids)
Molecular function (GO): ubiquitin-protein transferase activity
Source: RefSeq, a predicted model, not a curated record